GAUAAGAUAGGAGGGAAUUACAACUUUUUUUCAUCAUUUGUGUCUGGAUUAUUUAAAAAAUAAUACAUUCUUAUAAUAAUAACAUGUAAAGGAAAAAAUAAAAGAAAAGCUGAUUUAGUUGUAGGUAGUAUUUAGUAAGAACUUACAGGAAGAGUUGAUUUGAUUAGCCGCAACAACUAUGACAAUAAUUAAUUCUGCGCGUGACAUGGAGCUCCGGCGGGACGACACGGCUGCGGCCGUACGCCGCCUCGAGCUGCAGCACGCUGAGCAUCGAGACGCCACGCUCUAUCGGUUCGAAAAAGGCUCACACUUACAAUUCAAUCCCGGCCCGACUCUAAUGGGCCGCAAAGUCUACUUGUACACCAACUACGUGGUAACGGACCAAAACGGGGAAAAGGGCGAGCAUAUCGCCUUUGACCGCAAGCAGUACUAUUGCCUGGAAUGGGUUCGAGCCGGCCAGACGACGAAGUCGGGUGAAACAGCUGAGCUAGAGCGGCUGGGCUGCGGGCUGCUAGUCACCGACACCGACGCUUACUGCGAGCUGCGUCUCGAGCGAGCCGGAUCGUUCCACUAUUACUUCGUCUACGACACGCCAGAGUCCCGCGUGGGGCCGCAGGGCUCCGGCUGGUUCGGAGUGACUCCGAGCCUCAGAGCCGGCGACUGCACCUUGCCGCUGGACUCGCUAAUGUGCCAGACUGUGCUGGCCAAGUGCCUCGGCCCGAUCUCGCGCUGGGAGCGGACGCUGCGAGUGGGCCGCGAGGCCGGGUACAACGUCUUUCAUCUAACGCCCGUGCAGGAGUUGGGCGCAUCGGGCUCGAGCUACAGCAUCGCCGACCAGCUGAAGCUGAAUCCACUCUUCGACGACCCGGACACCGGCCGCCGCGCUACCUUCUCGGACAUCGAGAACCUCGUCGCCAAAAUUCACAACGAAUGGAACACUCUCGUCAUAUGCGACGUGGUGUUAAACCACACGGCUAACGAGACGCCGUGGCUUCCGGAGCACCCCGAGGCGACGUACAACUGCCAGAACUGUCCGCACUUGAGGCCGGCGGCGUUGCUCGACGCGGCGUUCGCUAGGGUUUCGGCCCGAGUGGGGGCCGGCCUGCUCGAGCCCCGCGUGCCCCGCGAGGUGACAGAGCCGGCGCACGUCGACGCCGCCCGCGCCGCUCUCGAGGAGGAGGCGGCCGCUCUGCGGUUGUCGGAGCUCUUCCAGUGCGACGUCGACGCGCUCGAGCGCCGUUUUCUGGAGCUGGCUCGCGCCCGCGUCCCGGUGCCGCACGCCGCCGUCGUCGAUCUGAAGCUGACGCCGGACCCGCAGCGGCGGCGCCUCGCCGCCACCGUCGAUCUCGAGCUGGCGCUGCAACUGUUCAACACGUACCGCGCCGACUGUCCGGACGAGGAGGCGCGGCUGGCCCGCUGCGCGGCCGCGUUUCACGCUCGACUGCUGGAGCUGAACGCCGCCGCCGCGCACGUUGUGCUAGAUCACUUGCGGGCCGCCGUCGAUAACUGCGCGGCUGCGAUGCGUUACGAGAGGCUUCAGAGCGACGGGCCCCGGCUGCGGGAGGUGUCCGCUCGUCACCCGCUGGUGCCGCCUUAUUUCACGCUCCCGGAGACGAUCGACGACGCGGCGGCCGUCGAGACGGACGUCUACGGCGAAUCGGGCCGGCUUGUGAUGGCGCACAACGGGUGGGUGAUGGGCGCCGACCCGCUCCAAGAUUUCGCGGCUAGGGCGGCGGACGGCCGCGUGUACCUGCGCCGGGAGCUGGUCGCGUGGGGAGACAGCGUCAAGCUGCGCUACGGCGAGAGGCCCGAGGACAGCGCUUGGCUGUGGGCGCACAUGCGCGAGUACGUACGGCUCACGGCGCGCCUCUUCGACGGGCUGCGACUCGACAACUGCCACUCGACCCCGCUGCACGUGGCCGAGUGGAUGGUGGACGAGGCGCGCGCCGAGCGCCCCGACCUGUACGUGGUCGCCGAGCUGUUCACCAACUCGGCCGCCGUCGACAACAUCUUCGUCAACCGUCUCGGCAUCACGUCUCUGGUGCGCGAGGCGCAGAGCGCCUGGGACGCGCACGAGCUGGGCCGCCUCGUGUACCGAUACGGCGGCCGCCCCGCCGGCGCCUUCCUGCCGCCGCCGCCCGGCCUGCCCGCCGCCGCCGCGCCGGCCGUGGCGCACGCCAUGCUUAUGGACCAGACGCACGACAACCCGAGUCCCGUGGUCAAACGCUCGCUCUUCGACCUGCUGCCCUGCGCCGCGCUGGUCGCCUUCGCCUCUUGCGCCACGGGCUCCACGCGCGGCUACGACGAACUCGUCCCGCAUCAGGUGCACGUCGUGGACGAAGCGAGGCUAUACAGGGCCUGGGGAGAGUCCGACGAGUGGCCCGAGGGACCCGAGGGCAUCGUGGGGCCCGGCCGGGGACUGGCCGAGGCGCGCGCGGCCCUCAACGCGCUACAUCGGCAACUCGCCGCCGAAGGAUACUCCGAGGUGUUCGUGGAUCAAAUGGACCCCGACGUGGUGGCCGUGACUCGCCACCAUCCCGCGUCCCGCAAGUCGGUGAUCCUCGUGGCCCACACGGCCUUCGCCGCCCCCGACCCCGCCGCCGUCCCGCGUCGUCCGAGGCCCCUGCGUUUCGAGGGCCAGCUCACCGAGGUGGCGCUGGAGGCCAGUCUGCGCCACGAGGGCGGCCGCCCUUUCCAACCUCCGAGGGUUCGCGAGCCCCACCCGCGUUUCAUCGACGGCCUAGACGAGUACGUCGCCGACGUGCGCCCCCCCGGGCCGCUCGCCGCAUCGGCGUUCCUCUCGGGAGAGCGGCGCGAGGGUGCCUUCACGGAGCUGGAGUGGCGCGGCCUGCCGCCCGGCGCGGUGGUCGUCGUCCGGGUGGCGCCCGACGGCCGGCAGGCCGCCGCGCUCGCCGCGCUGCAUCGCACGGUGCGCGCCCCGCCGGACGCGGCCCCCGACCCGCUGCAGCUGGCGGCGCCGCUCGCCGAGCUGUCGCUGGCCGAUUUUAACACGCUGCUGUACUGCUGCGACGCCGAGGAGAGGGAGCGCCGCGGCGCCGGCGCGUACGAGGUGCCCGGGCACGGGCCGCUGGUCUACGCCGGCCUGCAGGGCACGAUUGCGGCGCUGGAGCCGCUGCUGCGAGACGACGACCUCGGCCACCCGCUGUGCGACAACCUGCGCGCCGGCGACUGGCUGGCGGACUACCAGUGGCGCCGAAUCGAGGGCGACGCGCGGCUGGCCACGGUGGCGGCGCGGUACCGGGACGCGCUGCGGCCUCUGGGCGAGCUGCCGCGCUUCCUAGUGCCGGCCUACUUCGCGGCCGUAGUCGCCGCGCUGCACUCGGCCGUGCGAGCCGCGGCCCUGUCGCGUCUGCGGCUGCCGCACCCGGGUCGCUUCGCGGAAGACCUCGCGCUCACGAGCGUGCAGCUCACCGCCGCGAUGCCGUCGGCCCCCCUGCCCCUAGAGGGCGCCUCCGCCGUCGAGCGUGCGUCUCUGUCGGCGGGACUGCCCCAUUUCUCGGUGGGCUACAUGCGCUGCUGGGGUCGCGACACCUUUAUCGCGCUGCGGGGCCUGUUCCUGCUGACGGGGCGCUUCGCCGAAGCGCGCGCGCACAUCUUGGCUUUCGCCGCAUGUCUGCGGCACGGCCUCAUUCCCAACCUGUUGGACGGCGGCCGCAACGCGCGUUUCAACUGCCGCGACGCCGUGUGGUGGUGGCUUCACAGUAUCCAGCAGUACUGCCGCGAGGCGCCGCAGGGCUCCGCGCUCCUCGCCGAGCGCGUCGUCCGCCUCUUUCCGGCGCCGGACGCGCCGGUCGAGCAGCCGCUGCACGACGUCAUGCAGGAGGCGCUCGACACGCACUUCCAGGGCCUCGCGUUCCGGGAGCGCAACGCCGGCCGCCAGAUCGACGCGCACAUGACAGACAGGGGCUUCAACGUGCAGAUCGGCGUCGACCCGGAGACCGGCUUCCCGUUCGGCGGCAACGACGCAAACUGCGGGACGUGGAUGGACAAGAUGGGUUCCUCCGAGCGGGCCGGCACUCGCGGUCGGCCCGCCACGCCCCGCGACGGCAGCGCCGUCGAGCUGGUGGCGCUCGCGUACGGCGCCGCCUCGUGGCUGGCGACGCAGCACCGCGCCGCGCGCUAUCCCUACCCGGGCGUGGCGCGACGCCACCGGGACGGCGCGCUCACGGCCUGGACCUUCGCGCAGUGGGCCGAGCGCAUCCGGCGCUCCUUCGAGCGCCACUUUUGGGUGCCGGCGGCGCCCUCCGCGACCGACGCGCGCCCCGACCUCGUGCACCGACGCGGCAUCUACAAGGACUCGCACGGCGCCUCGCAGCCCUGGGCCGACUACCAGCUGCGCUGCAACUUCCCGGUUGCCAUGGCCGUGGCCCCCGACCUAUUCGACCCGAAGCGCGCGUGGCUCGCGCUGGACGCCGUCGAGCGUCUGCUUCUCGGCCCGCUCGGGGUGAAGACGCUGGACCCCGCCGACUGGGCCUACCGCCCCGACUAUCGCAACGACGACGACUCCGCCGACCCCAGCGUGGCCCACGGCUUCAACUACCACCAGGGCCCCGAGUGGGUGUGGCCCAUCGGCGCCUACCUGCGGGCGCGACUCGCCUUCGCGUCCGACAACGGCGCCCACGCCCGCACCGUCGCCGCCGUGUACGCGGCGCUCGGGCCGCACGCGGCCGAGUCGCGCGCCUCGCCUUGGCGGGGUCUGCCCGAGCUGACCGACGCCGGCGGCGCCCCCUGCCGGGACUCGUGUCGCACUCAGGCCUGGAGCUCCGCCUGCGUUCUCGAGGCUCUCCACGAGGCCGCCGGCGCGAGGCGAGCCCGGCCCCUGCCCUCCGACUGACGCUCCGCCCCGCCGUCCGCCCGCUUCUACUCGGAGCCCUACGAGAGCCCUCGACCGCCCUCGGCCCUGCGCCGCUUCGUCGCUCGACGGCGACGCGUCGCCUCGAAGUCGGGCGCUCGGCUCUCGAGGGCGAC
Messenger RNA from Pieris brassicae (large cabbage white), 4989 nucleotides. Its product is annotated as glycogen debranching enzyme. Lineage: Eukaryota; Metazoa; Arthropoda; Insecta; Lepidoptera; Pieridae. The transcript is spliced from 11 exons. Gene Ontology annotation, molecular function: amylo-alpha-1,6-glucosidase activity; 4-alpha-glucanotransferase activity. The record is from RefSeq and is a predicted model, not a curated record. The coding region runs from base 179 to 4855 and encodes 1558 amino acids. Gene Ontology annotation, biological process: glycogen catabolic process; glycogen biosynthetic process.